AUGUGCCCGUUGGGGAACCGCCGCGCGACGCUUCGACGAUUUUUAGUAGCGCGCAAGUAUAGUUUGGAUAACGCCGAGGCCGCGCUGAGAGAGGCGAUGGAGUGGCGUAAGACAGUGAAAAUUGGCGAUCGUGUGGGCGUUGAUGCGAUCCUAGCGAGCGAACCACGAUGGGAUUUGCUCGCCGAUAACCGUAAGAUUAUGACGGGGACACCAUUUUUAUGCUACACGAAACAGGGGUUCCCGGUGUACAUGUUACGGCUGGGUAAGGGUGAUGCCGCGUUAGCGACGUCGGCAAGCGACGAAACGCACGUCUACUCUACGAUCGUACGCGCUGAGCACUUGGUGCAGUCGAUUAUCCCCGAGGCUACAGAGAGAGCGAAGAAGAUCAAAGCUGAGGGCAAGGAGCAAGAGGCUUCGAGCGACGAUUACGACGGUUUGGUGGAUAAGCAAGUCGUCAUCAUCGACAUGGACGGGAUAGGUAUGUCGGCGUUGAGAUGCCUCUAUGUGUUGAAGACAAUCAAUAGCGUCGCUUCGCACAACUAUCCGGAGCUCUCCAAGGCCAUCUACGUUGUCAACGCGCCGUCAGCGUUUGACUACUUGUGGAGCGCGGUCAAACCUCUUCUCGCGGUGCACACGCAACAUAAAAUCAAGAUUUUCAGCCAAGCAGAGUCGCAGUAUACUGGUUUGCAAAGAUUACUUGAGGAUGAAGAUAUUCCCGACUUCCUCGUGCCGGAAGGUCACACGCCAGGACAGAAGGACUGCGUUACGACAGUGGACGGUUUCUUACCGACGACUGUGAAGAAAAUGGAUGACUGGCUCAAAUGUCUUUGUAGUGAGCAAGAAGGUGAAACAAAAGGCGAUGAAGAAGUGAGUGCGACGAUCGAAAAGAUGAGCGCUAUUGAAAUCAAGGAAGAUUACGCCGCGGAAGCUUGA
Messenger RNA from Ostreococcus lucimarinus CCE9901, 933 nucleotides. RefSeq lists its product with no specific name. Gene Ontology annotation, cellular component: cytoplasm. Lineage: Eukaryota; Viridiplantae; Chlorophyta; Mamiellophyceae; Mamiellales; Bathycoccaceae. The coding region runs from base 1 to 933 and encodes 310 amino acids. The transcript has a single exon. The record is from RefSeq and is a predicted model, not a curated record.